This is a messenger RNA of Falco peregrinus (peregrine falcon), 3166 nucleotides long. RefSeq names its product phosphoribosyl transferase domain containing 1 (gene PRTFDC1). The record is from RefSeq and is a predicted model, not a curated record. Gene Ontology annotation, molecular function: hypoxanthine phosphoribosyltransferase activity. Gene Ontology annotation, biological process: purine ribonucleoside salvage. The transcript has 8 exons. Bases 1307 to 1891 code for a protein of 194 amino acids. NCBI's taxonomy places the organism in Eukaryota, Metazoa, Chordata, Aves, Falconiformes, Falconidae.
GUCUGUAUAUGCUGUUUAUCAAAUUCACCACUUUUAAUUAAGUUUUAUUUUAAAGCACCGUGAGCAGGAAUGAUUUUUUUCCAGCAUACAUAUACGUAUGUAUAGAUACAGUCUUCAUAUACACGAUAUACCAUAUCACUUCUGAGGCACACAUAUUCUGGAGUCGUACUUUGUAAACCUGGUCUUCUGUCCUUUCAGACAUGUUGUCAACUGUAGCAAUAAUUCUAAGAGUAGCUCCUUAAUUUACCAAAAAAGCAAACAGAUCUGGCUUCAUAUAACAAAGCAUUUAUCACAAGAUAAUUUUCAGUUGCUUUAGUACUUAACCAGACUUUAAUUGGUGAUUCAUUUAUAGAAGCUCUCCUAACACCAGAUUCCUGAGCUAUUAUUUGCCCUAUCAGUUCUAAUGUAAGUGCGCUAACAGGAUGCACCUAAAAACCAGCCUGUGUUGGACACCAAACUCCUACUGUAGACACACCCGUAGUGUUCUCUGGAUUCACUUGUUGUAACUUGUGACCUACGUCUCAAUGACAGCACGAGCAACACGGCAGCGGGCUGAAGGCGCGGGAAGACAUGGCUUGCUCCAGCAUGUGCACAGCGGCGGGGUGCAAGGCACACCAGUGCAGAAGUCAGCAAGGAUGGAAAGCAAGAUUAAUGAACUACUGGAAGUUUGCUUCCUCGCACCCUGUUUUCUCUCUAGAGUAUAAGCAACAAGCUAUCAAAAUGUCAGUCUAAACCACAACAGCCUAACCUUACCCACGAGUUCAUCCAGCCCAGGCUCCUUACCCAGCUCUGCCCAGCGCUCCCCACCACCCCGCCGGCCCGUCCCCGCGCGCGGGUCCCCUCAGGCCCCGCCGGCGCCCACCUGGUGCCGCCCCGCACCCUCUGCACCGACACGGGGGACCCGCUGCACCGAUACGUGGCACCGACGCGGGGCACCCGCCCGCAGGCACCGCUGCACCGUGCCCGGCCCAGCGCGUCCCGCACACCCGGCCCGCGACUCUGCAGACAGCUCAGGCAACGCCAACAGCCCGCGCUGCCUCGCCUCUUCAGAGACCUUUGCCAAUCAAGCCUAUCGCAUCGCGGCGGAAGGAAAGCUGACGAGGGUCUGUUUAGUGAGCCGCGACCGCCGGCGGGCACAGCGCGGGUUCGGUGCCCCAGGGAGGCGGGGGGACCGGCCCCAAACACCGGGGUGCAGCCCCCCCCGGGCACCCCGCAGCCCGCCCAGCCGCCGCCGCGGCCCCAGCCCCGCUCCCCUGUCCCGCCCCGCCCCGCCCCGCCGCGGCCCCUCGGGCGGGCGCGCAGGAAGAUGGCCGGGCAAGGCGGCAGCGGCGCGGCGGCGCGGAGCGGCGGAGGCCGCGGCGUUGUGAUUUCAGACAAUUGGCCUGGAUACAGUCUGGAUUUGUUCACUUAUCCUCAGCACUACUAUGGAGAUCUGGAAUAUGUGCUCAUACCUCAUGGCAUUAUUGUUGACAGGACAGAACGAUUGGCCAAAGAUAUUAUGCAAGACAUUGGAGACAAUGAUAUUGUGGUUCUCUGUGUCCUCAAAGGUGGCUACAAGUUCUGUGCUGACCUUGUGGAGCACAUUAAAAAUCUCAGCAGAAAUUCAGAAAGGUUCAUCUCCAUGAAAGUCGAUUUUGUUAGACUGAAAAGUUACCACAAUGAUCAGUCUAUGCAAGAUAUGCAGAUAAUGGGAGGAGAUGAUCUUUCAAAGCUGACUGGGAAGAACGUUCUAAUCGUGGAGGAUAUUGUUGGAACUGGAAGGACUAUGAAGGUUCUGCUUAAUAAUAUAGAAAAAUACAAGCCAAAAAUGAUUAAAGUGGCAAGUUUGUUGGUGAAAAGAACGUCUCAGCCUGAUGGGUACAGACCAGAUUCACAUAUGUGUUAUCAAUGAUCAUGGCAAAGCAAAAUACAGAGUCUGAAGCAGUAACAUCCUCACCUGAAGAUCUGAAAGCUCAGUGAAGCAGAAGGUUGACUACACUCCCUUAAGCAUCUCCCAGAAGAACAGUUGACUGACCUGUGUUUCUUUCAACUCAAUAUAAGGCGUUUACUCUAGAGAUACUGAUUAAUAUUUACAGAACUGAGAACUCUUACCUAAAAUGUGAAGUAGGGGGCUUUUAAAGUUAUUACUUUUUUAAAGUAUUAAAUUUACCACAUGAUACCUUUUGACUAAUAAUUUGUUUGCCUCAAGUCUCAUUGUGCAUGCAUCUUUUCUUCACUCAGUCCAUCUUCCUACCCACUACAAUUCAUGUACUUCACUGUGUUACAUAAGAUCAUUCAAAAGUGCCGUUUUGUGCGUGAAGAUUAUUUUACAGAAUUUUAAUGACUUAAGUAUCCCUGUAGUCCUGCUCAGAUACACUGCUGCAAAAUUGAAAGUAUUAUUUUGAUACAAUUCCACAAUUAAAAAAUUUCAGCUGAAAUUGUAUGCUGUAUGAUAGUACAUUUCUAGCAGUUCAUUACUGCCUCUUCCAAACAGAAGUUUUAACUCUCAGAAUGUGCCAAGUUAGAAUGCUGGUGCGAAAUGAGCCUUUGCAAGACACCGUGCAUCUUGAAAUUGGAAGAUGUCAUUCAUGUUUUUGGUAUGUCAUGUAGCCAUAGAACUAACCUGUUCAAUGUGCUGAAUUUUAGUCAUGACAGAACAAUGCCAGGCAGGUUUCAAUUUCUGCGUGGUAUCCUAUGGGACACAAACAAAUAAAAAAAUAACAUGGUGCUCUCCUGUGCAUAUAUUCUUAAUUAAACCUCAUUAAGCACAAAAGUUUAAUGCUAGUCAGACAAUUAUUCAGGUAUGAUUUGGUUUUUGUAGCAUGUCUAAUUUGAGACUCUGUAACCUUGCAUUGUCUUCUAAGAAUACAGAGCUGGCCAUGUUGGAGAAGACUUGUAUAAAAAAAGAAAAAAAAAUAGAGGGAAACAGAAAACCAGUUGACAUAGGAAUACCGUAGACUCUAGAUUCCUUCCUUCCCUUAUACAUCAUGUUUGAAGCGGUUUGAUAAUUUACAUGCUGUAAUAAGUGAGAAAAAUUUAAUUCUGUACUGUACGUAGCUGUUCUCAACAACUUCCUGAGAGAAGCCAAUGCAAAGAAGGUGUCUGUGUAUCAGUAGCUUUGCUCUGAACUGUAAGUGGCAGAUUGUUUUUAGCUUCAGGUUCCUUUAAUAAAGAAACAUUAAAAACA